AUUUCAACAGCAAAUAAAAAGAGAGAUUUCGAAAACCAAGUAGAGCGUGUUCAAGCUGUCACAAGAGUUAUCAAGGGUAAGGAGGGACUAAUACUAGACCCUAAGAAUAAAUAUGUCAGGGAACUCAUCAAACGAUCAUCUGUAAGAACACUCAAGGAUGGCACAGAGGUGUUGGUAUUUAGAAGUGAACAAGGUAUUGAUAAAAGUGGGACACAAAUAAUGAAACGUGGUAAGACCAAGAAUCUAGUGUACUCAAAGGACUCACCUGCUCUGAGAGAAUAUAAGAACCUUCUAAAGAAAAUAAAAGAGGUACCUACGAAUCCCGACAAUAUAAUUGGAAGUGAUGAAUCAAUUUAUGAGGAUACUAAAGAAGAGCCGCAAUUUGAUGAAAGUAGUGAGGAAUACGCUAACCGUGAGAACAUUGAGUUAAUAGAUAUAGAUGCAAAAUUAGGAGAUCUUCCAGGGCUAACAAUGCAAGAAAACAAUGAACUGAGGGGUGUUCUUAACCCACCUGAUGGAUCAAGCAUAGAAGGCAGAACAGGUCCCAAUGGAGCGUUACAAGUUCAGGCUGACUACUUUAAUGAAGCUAUUAAUGAAACCGUGAAACGAGCCGGCUCUGUGGAAGGUGUAACUGAGUACAAUGCUCUUAUAGAAAGAAUUGAUAGUCUAAAGGAAGCUAGGGAUAGGACACUAGAGCAGAGAACUGUAGAGGAAGCAAGAGAGGCACAGUUGGAAGACAUUUCCAGAUUACGCAGAUUUAUAGACUGGGUAGGAAAGGAAAAAGUGCGACUUGUAGGGAUAGCAGUGUCAACAGCUAGUUUAAUUACAGCCUUAUUAA
Paramuricea clavata is the source of this 838-nucleotide messenger RNA. The record is from the annotation of a GenBank genome assembly. Lineage: Eukaryota; Metazoa; Cnidaria; Anthozoa; Malacalcyonacea; Plexauridae.